GUCGGCCGCUCUCCCAGCCGCGCCAGGGCUUGACGCCGCCCCGCCGUUGCUUCCACUUUGAAAGCCUUCAAACCCGCGUUCUGGGGCUCUUCCCACUGUCCGCUCCCCACCCUCCCCCCGACCCCCCGCAGCUGUCCAGUAACCCCCGGGCUGACCGGCACUAAGUCUCUGCGCGAUUAAUUAUCUUUAAAUGCUUGCGCAGACUUAAAGGCACCACGAGGACGCCGCGCUGUAUUGUUUUGUAAAUAUUUCCUUAUUGCAAGGUUGCGAUUCGGAGUAUUGAAAUCACUGAAGCAUUUGACUAUUUCUAAGCGAUUUUUAGUGGCAUUCCUUUAUCGGUGGGUAAUUACGAAGUUGUUUUUGAGUCUCAGAAUAGACACUCGUAUUAGCAACAAUUUAGUAAAAAUUGCUUAAAUACGCUUAUUACGAUGGAGGUUUGAAUGUGUGUAUUUGUUUUGUUUCUAUAAUCAUAAGAUUAUAGAAGCAAAGAUUCUAAAGCCAGAAAACAGUUCAGGAGUAUACGCCAACCCCAUCAGUUUACAGUUUUUCGUUUUUUGUCUUUUUAAAGCGAGCCAUCUGGAAGUUCUUUUGCAAGUAGAACCCACAUUUUCUGACUGUCUCGAUACUAUUAUAUGACAGAUGUAACAUUACUGACUCACUCACUGAAAUAAAGUACAUACUAUCUAUGUUAAAUGAUUCUCAGAUCCAAGUUGGUUUUUGUUGUUUUGUUUGUGUGUUUAUUUUUAAUUUGGUGCAGUAUCAGGACGGGAAAAUUAGAACUGACCUUUGAGUGCCUACUAUACCUGGCAUGUGCUAGGAACUUUCAUAUUCCUAAUCUUAUAUAAUCUUUACCGUGCCUUGUAAGGUAAGUAAUAACCCCGUUAAAAGUAAGGAUGAUGAGUCAAUGGGAAUGAAUGAUGGCCAUUUGACCUCAAGGGUAGGAGAUUCCAACCUAGGUAUAUUGGAUUUCCAAAGGCUAUUUUUUCUGUGAUAAACUAAGGUAAACUAGAUGACUAUGUUUUCUUCAUGUCUAAUCUUUACACCAUUUGUUCUUUAUGAAAAAGGAGCCUAGAUCCAUUGAUGGUUUUAUGUAGAAGAAAUACUUUGAUUGUUUUUUUAGCUCUGCCACUUGAAGAUGUAGAGGUGUCAAACUUCAUCUGCUAUAUUGAUUCUUAAUAUUGUAAAAGUUAAGUGAAAAAAUCUAAUUUAACAUAGUAACUGCAAUAUCUCGUAUCUGGUGACAGUAUACAUUUAUUUUGGGCCUAUAAAUGAAAUGUCUGAAUAUUUUUAUCUCAUUUUAAUCUUGAAAAUUAUGUAAUUAAUUAGAUUCCAGGUGUUCAGGUGGCAAUCAGUGAAUAGAAUCACUUUGUUUUCUACUACUUACUGAUUCAAUGAUACGAUGCUGUUAAGAACCACUCUGAAAAGUGCCAUGCAGAUUUAGAAAGGGUUUGCUACAGGCAUACCUUGGAUAUUGCAGGUUUGGUUCCAGACCACCACAAUAAAGCACGUCAAAUGAAUUUUUUGGUUUCCCAGUGUAUAUAAAAGUUAUGUGUAUGCUAUAUUGUGGUCUCUUAUGUGUGCAAUGGCAUUAUGUCUAAAAAAUGUACAUACCCUAAUUUAAAAAUACUUGAUUGCGAAAAAGUGCUAAUUAUCAUAGCUUUCAGCAGGUCCUAAUCUUUUUGCUGGUAGAGGGUCUUGCCUUGAUGUUGAUGGUUGCUGACUGAUCAGGGUGGUGGUUGCUGAAGGUUGAGUGGCUGUGGCAAUUUCUUAAAAAGAAGAUGAUGAAGUUUGCAACAUCAAUUGACUCUUGCUUUCAUUAAUGAUUUUUUUAUGGUAUGUGAUGCUGUUGGAUAGCAUUUUGCCCACAGUAGAACUUCUUUCACAACUGGGGUCAAUACUCAGACCCUCCUGCUGCCUUACCAAGAAUAGAAAAUGUCAUAUUCUAAAUCCUUUGUUGUCAUUUCCACGAUCUUCACAGAGGCCUCACCAGCAGUAGAUUCCACUCCAAGAAACCACUUUCUUUGCUCAUGCAUAAGAAACAACUCCUCCAUCUGCUCAAGUUUGAUCAUGAGACUGCAGCAAUUCAGUCCCAUCUUCAGUCCUAAUUCUAGUUCUCUUGCUAUUUCCACCACAUCUGCGGUUACUGCCUCCAGUGAAGUCUUGAUUGAAUCUUCAAUUUGUAAAAAAAACAAAAAAAGCAAAAAAAAACACAGUAUCAAGGGGGACUUGGGUGGCUCUGUCGAUUGGGCGUCCGACUUUGGCUCAGGUCAUGAUGUGGCGGUUUGUGAGUUUGAGCCCCACGUCGAAUUCUGUGCUGAUCGCUCAGAGCCUGGAAACUGCUUUGGAUUCUGUGUCUCCUCCUCUCUCUGUCCCUCCCAUGUUCAUGCUCUGUCUCUGUCUCUCAAUAAUAAAAUAAAUGUAAAACAACAACAACACAGUAUCUGUGAAGCGCAGUAAAGCAAAGUGCAAUAAAACAAGGUAUGCCUGUACUUUUUAAAUUCCAGGAAUUAUCAGCAGCUAACGAAUGUCUAAGGCAUGAGUGGAAGGAAAGAGAGUGGGAGGCAAAAAAGAAGACCUAGCAUAUCUUGAGGAAAAGUAGAAUCCUUCCAACAAGUGUUUUAUUGAGACCCUUCUGAAAAGAAGAUAGCUGAGAGCCCUUGGAAUCUGGAGUCAAUUGAAGACAAUGAAGUAUAUUUGCCUAAUGAUGAAAUUUGGACCUAUGAUAUUGAUAGUGGGUUGUGGACCAUGCACCUCAUGGAAGGAGAACUCCCUACCUCCAUGUCAGGAAGUUGUGGUGUUUGCAUUAAUGGAAAGCUGUACGUUUUUGGAGGAUAUGAUGACAAAGGAUACAGCAAUCGAGUAAUAUUUUCUUUCAAUUCAGGAGUGCAGCAAAAUCUUUAUUUUGUUAAUUUGCGAACAAGAGAUGGAACCUACGUUUGGGAAAAAAUCACCAAUUUUGAAGGACAACCACCAACACCACGUGAUAAACUUUCUUGCUGGGUAUAUAAAGACAGAUUAAUAUAUUUUGGUGGCUAUGGGUGUAGGAGACACAGUGAACUCCAGGACUGUUUUGAUGUUCAUGAUGCAUCUUGGGAAGAACAGAUAUUCUGGGGGUGGCAUAAUGAUGUUCAUAUAUUUGAUACAAAGACACGGAGUUGGUUUCAACCAGAAAUUAAAGGUGGAGUCCCACCGCAGCCGCGAGCCGCGCACACGUGUGCAGUUCUUGGAAAUAAGGGCUAUAUCUUUGGCGGACGUGUUUUGCAAACUAGGAUGAAUGAUUUACACAGUCUGAACUUAGAUACCUGGACUUGGUCUGGAAGGAUUCCUGUUAAUGGAGAAACCCCCAAGCAUCGGUCAUGGCAUACUUUAACACCAAUAGCUGAUGAUAAACUUUUUCUAUUUGGUGGACUAAGUGCAGACAAUAUUCCAUUAAGUGAUGGUUGGAUUUAUAAUGUCACAACAAAUUGUUGGAAACAACUUACACACUUACCUAAAACAAGACCCAGGUUAUGGCAUACAGCCUGUUUGGGGAAAGAAAAUGAAAUAAUGGUAUUUGGUGGGAGCAAAGAUGAUUUACUUUCCUUGGAUACAGGCCACUGUAAUGAUUUACUGAUCUUUCAAACACAGCCCUAUUCACUACUCAGGUCAUGCCUAGACUGCAUUGGUAAAAAUGCUAUAAUUUUAGAAAGUCAGAUAUCUUUAUUACCUCCUAAACUUCUGCAACAAGUGCUCAAAAAAAUAACAUUCUGGACUGCAGCUAAUCACCGAGAAGAACAAAGAAUCCAAAAAGAAGAAACUGAAAAUAAGUAUCAGUGGAUCAGUAGCAAUUAAGUUGUCAUAUACUCUCUAUAUUUAAUAUGUGUACACAUUUUAAUCAGACUGUAUAUUUACCGCCCCCCCCCAAAAUUGGAGGAUUUAGAAGAUAAAAUUUGAAACAAAAAUGCUAUGUCCUAGUGAUUAUAGGCCAUGGAAUAUAUGGGAAUAAGAUGUUAAUGGAAGAUUAUAUUUUAUAUUUGUAAACUAAUUUCCUAAUUAGCUGCAGGAAGAAAUAUACUUUCUGAAAGUACGUACAAUUGUAAGAGAUUUUAACUCACUGUGUACUCUUUACUGAAAAGUUUAUAUGAAUUUGAGGAGAAUGAGAAAUUAGCCCAAGGACUUAAGAAAUCCCCCAACAUAAUAAUAGAUAAAAAUACUAUACAUCAACUUUCAGAAAGAAUGGAUUUUCUCAAGCCACUUAAACAGUAUCUAAAGUUUCUUAUUAAGUAAUCCAGUAAUUUAAAAACUUCUCCUUCAAUAACUGAUGCAGCUGGGCAAAAUGAUAAAAUAGGCAAGCGCCGAUAUGGAUUAAUUAGUGGACUCCUACCCUUUAGCCCUUACCUAGUAAAGUCUUAUUAAGCUUCAUUGUAACUUGUCCCCACCUUUAUUUGAAUAGCAGAAUAAAUGCCUUCAGUUGUCUUUCAUUACCCCUAAGUUACUAGCUAAUCCAACUUUAUAAAGACCAUGUUUUAAAGUGUCUAAAGUGGAGAUUAACUUAUCAUACAGACUUUGAAAUAUGGGGAAACAGUAGAUAUAUUACCUUUUGAGACACAUCAAAAUAUAUUUUUGCCCUGGAAGAAUGCUUCUAAAGUAGUUUCUUCAAGUAAUGAAAUGGGAUGGUAACUUAGUAAUUUGCCUUUAUAGAAACCCUGCUAUUUGGCCCAUAGGGAAAUAUGUUGUCUUCCUAUUUAUUUUCAGUAUUACCUGCCUAUACAGAAAUAGCAUACUAUAUUUAUAUUCCUUUAGCCAGUACUUUUGCCAUAAUUAAGAAGUUACUCAUAUUGUCACAGUUAUACACUUUCAUUGAAUUACAAAUAACAAUGAAUUAUUAAGAAGCUCAGUAUAUAACAUUAUUCUCCCUAACACCACCAUUCAAGUUAUCUCUAAAAUUUAAAAUACUAGAGAGAAUAUAUUUCUAUAUUGAAAUAUAUAUGUAAUUUAUAAUUAUAAUUAUAGUAGUUUGUAGUAUCUCAUUAAAUUUUAGAUAUAUUUUAUAUAUAUGCACCAUAUUUUGGAUGUGUAAAGGCUUCUAUUUAUGUAUUGAAAUACUUUGUGCUUACAUUUUAUUUAUUAUACAAACUCUAUAGAUAUACUAUUUUCCUAGUUUUGUUAGUGUAAACCAGUCAUUAGAGUCGAUUGUGCAAACAAGAUUUCAGUGUAAGUUUUCUUUUUCUUUUCUUUUCUUUUCUUUUUUUUUCUUUUUUUACUAUUUUUAGGCUGAAAACAGAUUUAGAAAAAGGAUCUCACAGGCAAUAUACAUCCUAGAAGUAAUUAUUACUAUGAACUUCUGUUAUCAGCAUUUUUUAAGGGGAAAAAAUAUGAAAACCUAUUGGAUAGGGAUACAUGACAUUGAAUUCAAUGAACAUCUUUUAAAGUGUAGAUUAUGGGAAUUUAAAUUCUAGAUUAGGCAGACACCUCUCUAGCCUCUUAGAAAAACAUUUCUGGUUUUAAAUGGUUUACUUGGAAUGUUAAAAGUUGGAUUCGCCCCCUCGAAACACACUGGCGUUUAGGCUUCACGAGAAAUCUGUUGCCUGUGGCACACAAAGCCAGCGCUGCUCUUUUUUGACUUAAUAUACUGUGCUGCUUCAAUAGUAGGAGUGGCAGGAAAUUCUGAUCCUUACCUGCAAGUUCCCCAAGUUGACUUUAACCAGGUUUUGCUUCUCUUCUGUUAGGAGCGGUAGAAAUUCUGGGAGCCUGCAAAGCUCGUUUCAAAGCCUCAAAGCCAGGCAUUAUUAAUCCUUCACUUCUCACUAGCUGAUGGUUUCCUAUCAACUCUUGUGCUGCUGACCUCCAUGGUGUAGAGGAGCCAAAGACAGUGACAGCCUCAGAACUUUCUCUCGGAACUCCCCUUGUGUGCUCUCUGUUCGGAAAACAAUUCUGCAGGGGUUGAUAGUUUUUUUCAGGUGGUUCACAAAAUAGGUUUCCAAUCUCGUCCUCAAGGAAAAAGGAUUUCUGGCCAUCUUUAUUUUGUCUUUCAGGAUAUUUUUCCAGUUGUCAGGAAGGAUUCUUUUGAGCAUUAAUCAUCUUUAGUGUGGUACAGUAAAUAGCCCAUCUAAGUUAGUGUACAUUUUUUUUUUCCAAAUAGUGUCUUUGCACACAUACCCUUAAAAAAUGAUUAGCCUUUGGAUAAAAGCUUAAAAGUAUUCUUUAGAACUUUUUACUUUCAGUCCAGGAUGAAGUGGUGCUUUCACUAAUACCUUAUUUAUAUUGUACGUGUAUGUGAGAGAGAAAUAAUAUAAAGUCACGAAUUUUUGGGGGUAGUAUGUACUGUCUGACAAAAAAAUUUUGACUUCAGAAAAUUUCAAAAGAAAAGAAGCAAUUUUAAGAAACAUAAUGCUCCCUGUCCACCUUGUGUAUGUGUGUGUGUAUGUGUGUGCGUGCACAUGCAUAUGCGCACACCUGUUUUUUCAUUGUAUUAAUGUGAUUCUACUGGAAUUUCUGGUUUGAUGAGGUUACCACACAGUCCAGCAUGUGGGUACAGCAAGAUCAUUCUUUAUCACCCUGUUACAGACUGAAUGUGUUUCCCCCAAAUUCAUAUAUUGAAACCCUGCUCCUCAAUCAAUGUAGUAUUUGGAGGUGGAGUCUUUGGAGGUAAUUAGGUUUAGAUGAGGUCAUGAGGGUGAUGACCCCAUGAUGGGACUCUUGUCCUUAUAAGGGGCAGAAACCAGAGCUCACUCUUCUCCUGCCAUAUCAGGAUGCAAGCCCAUGAAAAGGGCUCCCACCUAGGGUCGAAUCUGCCAGCACCUUGAUCUUGGACUUCCCAGACUCUAGAACUGUGAGAAAUAAAUGUCUGUUGUUCACACCA
Messenger RNA from Neofelis nebulosa (Clouded leopard), 6841 nucleotides. RefSeq names its product kelch domain containing 1 (gene KLHDC1). Gene Ontology annotation, molecular function: protein binding. The record is from RefSeq and is a predicted model, not a curated record. The transcript has 13 exons. NCBI's taxonomy places the organism in Eukaryota, Metazoa, Chordata, Mammalia, Carnivora, Felidae. The coding region runs from base 2746 to 3831 and encodes 361 amino acids.